GCGAACUUCACGACUUCUACUAUAUCACCCCACCCCUGCAAAGUCAUCAACCCACCCGGUUUCCGUCCUUCGGUAUAUCUCGAAUCGAUUUCAAAUAAUAUCGCGAUGGCAACGGGCCGCGAUGUUCGUGAUAUGCUGGGGCUGCCAAUGGGCGCAGGUGCGGGAGAGCAAGCCAAGGCCGCGAAGAAGUCGAAAACAACAGGCGGCGUGAAGCGCAUGCAGGGUGUUGCGCGCGAAGUUGCGGCGCUCUACGGUGAGAGACCGCCGCCCGUCGCAGUCUACGAAGAGGAGAAAACAUAUCGCGCCAAACGACAGAACACUGGGCCGGCUAAAAAAUGGGUACAACAGGACUUUGUGAACCAAGCACGCAACGACGGUCUCGUUCUCAAGCAUUGGCGGCGAAAACAUGCACCUGCUCCCCCGGUACAAGACGGCGAAGAUACGGCGAUGGAGGAGACAGACAUCACUGGCCCGUAUAUUGAGAAUUGUGGAGAUUUUAACAAGUACAACAUCUCGGUGGACCUUCCUACAUUUUCGGACGAGGAGUAUGAGGCGCAUCUACGGAGCAACGAUUGGAGUCGCGAGGAGACGGACUACUUGUUUGAGGUUGUGAGAGACUACUCGUAUCGUUGGGCAGUGGUUUGGGAUCGUUACGACUAUCAACCAGGAAACAACUCGGCUCUGUCGCAAGAAGGAGUGGAUGGAGACGAUGGCAAUGCUCUGGCUGCGAUGCCUUUCGCACCGCCCAAACAGAGAAGCGUGGAGGAUCUCAAAGCCCGAUUCUACGAUAUCUCGGCGAAGCUAAUGAAGCUGCGAAUACCGGAGAUGCAGAUGGACGCCGAUCAAUAUAGCACCUACGAGAUUCUCUCCAAGUUUGAUCCUCUAUUGGAACGGAACAGAAAAGCACUGGCUUCCGCGCUCAUGAACCGCAGCAUGGAUGAAGUGAAAGAAGAGGAAUUUCUCCUUACAGAACUCCAGCGCAUCAACAUGGCCGCCAACCGUCUCGAUGCCGAACGCGAGGAGCUCCGCGCCCGCCUGGACGCUCCGGCGCCUAAUACGCAAAUUGCUGCCGGCCUCCAGUCCUUCACUUCCAGCCAAGCCCUGCAAACGCUCUUCUCCCAACUUUUUCAACAAGACCGCAGCAAGAAACGCGCCUCAGGCGGCGGCUCUGGUCCUUCACGUCUUUCCCUCAACACAAACGACCUUGCGCAAACCCCCGCCUCCACUGUCCCUGGUCCCAUCUCCGCCGUCAACCGCCGUCAAUCCAUGGCACUCCCACAAUCUGCAGCAGCGCAAACUCCCGUCCGCACAUUACCACCACAACAAGAGCGCCGCUACAAUGUGUCGACGCACGACCGUCUUACGUCCGGUGUCUCCUUUGGUGCCGACAGGCUGGUUAAGAUGCGGCAGGCGAAGAGCAACGUGCAGACACAGAAGAUCGCCGCAGCACUGCACGAGCUCGGGGUUCCCGAUUUGAUUCCCAUACCGACGAGCCGUGUGGGCGAAGCAUUCGAAUCACUCAUUGGCAAAGUGGGCAAGUUGCUAGAUGUUCGGAAAGUGAGGGAAAAGGAAGAAGGCGAGAUCCGCGUCUUGGAAGCCAUGAAGGAAGCCAAAGGCGGCUCCAGCACCUCCAGCAACAACAACGCAACAGCAACAGACGACAAGAGAUCAACAUCCAUCUCCGCGCCCCCCGCCGACCGUCGUUCCUCAACUGCUGCUCCCGCAUCUACCCCCAAGACCACUACCAACAAUGGUACCACAACGUCAACCAGCAAACGAAACGAAAUCCCAGACUCAAACCCCGCCUCCCCCCUCGACAACGAAUCUUCCACCCGCCGCACCUCGCGUGACCCGACCACAACCACCAACCCCGACGAAGACGACGACCAAGACGACGACCAAGACGACGAAGAAGACGACGUCGUCGACAUUGAUACCUCGCAUCCUCGCGACAACGAAGAAGACGGCGAUGACGAGGACGCAGAAGGCGAAGAGGAGAGCAGGCAGCCUAGCGAGGCGCCGGCACAUGUCUCAACCCAGCAGCAACAGCAGCAGGGGAGGAAGAGGAGCGCAAGUGAAUUCAGUGCUGGGAGUGCGAGUGUGGGGAGUGGGGUUAGUAAGAGGGCGAGGAAGUGA
Molecule: messenger RNA, 2136 nt
Organism: Periconia digitata
Lineage: Eukaryota; Fungi; Ascomycota; Dothideomycetes; Pleosporales; Periconiaceae
Source: the annotation of a GenBank genome assembly